GCCAAGACUUACGAAGUGCCCCUUCUAAUAUUGUAAUACAAAUUACAUUAAGCUAUAGUAGCUUUACAGAUUUUUUUUGUACCCAGGAGUACAUUGGAAUCACCCUUCUCAGGGUUAGCGGAGCUCGAGUCCGGUAACAACAUGGCGGCGUCCGAGAGGGGCUGUUUUGGGCAAAGGUAGUGUUUGGUGUCCCUGUCUUGCGUGAUAUUGACAAACUGAAGCUUUCCUGGACCACUCGACUUAAGGAAGAGUGUGCUCGUAGGCGGACAGCUUUCGUGACCGGCCAUCCACUCUCAUCUCCCAUAAGGAGCAGAGUCCUGAGUACUGAUAAGGAUGAGCAACAUCUACAUCCAGGAGCCUCCCACGAAUGGGAAGGUUUUACUGAAAACUACAGCUGGAGAUAUUGACAUAGAGUUGUGGUCAAAAGAAGCUCCUAAAGCUUGCAGAAAUUUUAUACAGCUUUGUUUGGAAGCUUAUUAUGACAAUACCAUUUUUCAUAGAGUUGUGCCUGGUUUUAUAGUCCAAGGUGGAGAUCCUACUGGCACAGGGACUGGUGGAGAGUCUAUUUAUGGAACACCAUUCAAAGAUGAAUUUCAUUCACGGUUGCGUUUUAAUCGGAGAGGACUGGUUGCCAUGGCAAAUGCUGGUUCUCAUGAUAAUGGCAGCCAGUUUUUCUUUACACUGGGUCGAGCAGACGAACUUAACAAUAAGCAUACCAUCUUUGGAAAGGUUACAGGAGAUACAGUAUAUAACAUGUUGCGACUGUCAGAAGUAGACAUUGAUGAUGAGGAAAGACCACGUAAUCCACACAAAAUAAAAAGCUGUGAGGUUUUGUUUAAUCCUUUUGAUGACAUUAUUCCAAGGGAAAUUAAAAGGCCAAAAAAAGAGAAACCAGAGGAGGAAGUAAAGAAAUUGAAGCCCAAAGGCACAAAAAAUUUUAGUUUACUUUCAUUUGGAGAGGAAGCUGAGGAAGAAGAGGAGGAAGUAAAUCGAGUUAGUCAGAGCAUGAAGGGCAAAAGCAAAAGUAGUCAUGACUUGCUUAAGGAUGAUCCACAUCUCAGUUCUGUUCCCGUUGUAGAAAGUGAAAAAGGUGAUGCCUCAGGAGAUUCAGAUGAUGGUGGAGAAGAAUAUAAUGGAAAUCUUCCAUAACUUUCACAGAUGAAAAACACUUCAUAUACAUUAAACUGUAACUUUCUUAUUAGAUAUCUUAAGAAUUAUUUGUUUAUAAGGAAUAGAAACCCACUCAAAUUAGCUCAAGGAAAGGAAUUUCUGUAUGAAAGCAUAGGGGAGUUGUACAGAAUCCAGAUAAAAGAAUACAGUUCUGUCAAGAAAGCACGUUGUCAAGAAGUUGUAUUUUCUCUCUUCUUUUGCAGGUUUUCUGUUAUACUUUUCUUCUAUUCAUUUGUUCCAUUGUCCUCUACAAACCUGUUUUCUCUAUAGAGCUCUAGUCUGCUACCUCUUGCAGUUCAGUUCUUCAGAAGUCAAUUGACUAGAUUUCUGUGUCCAAAACCUGAAUAUUUGGGGGAGAGAAUCUUAUUGGCGUGGCUCAUGUCAGGUGUCUGCUCAAUUAUGCCAUUGAUAGAGGAAAUGGAAAGCCAUGAAGUAUGCAGAUGUGGCAAGGAUGAGUAGCUCCUCCAUUAUCUAGACUUCCCUAUUACUAGAAUGCCAAUAUGUAACUGGAGUCAUGGCUGCUUAGCUGAAACACAUUCAUCAGUCUCCUUUGUAGCUAAGUAUGGUCGUAUGACCAAAUUUUGUCUAAUGUGGUAAAACAAGUGUGUCAGACAUUCAGGCAGUCUUUUUUUAAAGGAAGGAAGAAAGAAGUUAGCCUUCUUUCUUACCUGCCUCUUUCUGCCAUCCUGGCACACAGAUUUGAUGACUUGAGCUAAGGACGGUAGAAUAGAGAGGUAGAAGGAAGGAGCAUGCGUCCUUGAAGACUUUGUGGAACCAUUGUUGCAGCUUGAAAUGCCUAUCUCUGGACAUUUUCUAUAUGAGAUAAGGUAACUUUCAGGUUGAGCCAGUCACAUUAUUUGGAAUUUCUCUUGUGUGCAGUAGAACCCAAACUGAUAAAAGUCUGCUUUUUUUCAGGCUUGUGAGUAGGGCAGGUUCUCUAAGAUAGGAAUACAGCAAGGAGGAAAUGAAUGGCUGCAUCAUUAUUUCUAAUAGUUUUUGUAGUUGAUUUUCUUGUUUUCCCUGGAAGAGAACCAUAUCACUUUGCAAUACCCAGCAUCUCCACCCCCUUCUCACUUUUGGCUGAUCACCUUGUAUUUCAUUAAGAAACAGAAGCAGUGAGACAGAACUUGUUCCUUUUCCCACCACCAAAUCUACCCAUCUGCAUCUGAAUCUAUUUUCUUCUGGCAAAGGUAACCCCUUCACUCUGUGUCCUGGUCCUCAUAUCCUUUUACUUUCUCAUAUGUUUUGGCUGUGUUAUUAUUAUCCACUUUACUCUUUUUGCCCACUUUGCACCAAGCAUAUUGUUCUCAUACCAAGGUCACUCCUCUUUCAGGCCUUUUCACUUUGAGUUACCUCAGCUUGAAACUUUCUUCUCUGAGUUAUUCUUAGUAGCCAUUCAUUCUUUUUGUUCAGUCCCUUGCUCAAAUAUCAUCUUAACAAAAAGGCCUUUUAAGACUAUGUUAUUUAAAACAAUUGCCUCUGUUCUACCAGGGGUACUUAUUCAAGUGACCUAACGACAAAUUUAUAAAAUUUGCUUGACUUUCAUAAAAUACAUAUGUUAGGAUCCACUCCUCUAAAACAGCAACAACAAAAAACCUCAGAAGGUUUAGUAUGUAAUUUAGAAAUCAGGUUUUUUUCUACGAAGUUCUACAGUUUUUUUAAGAACCAACCACCACUGUAGUGUUUAUCAACAUUAAUCUUCUAAAUGAGUAGAUUGGUUUUAUUUUGUUAGUUUUAUUGAAUCUUGGCCUUUACUUGUGAUUGUCUUCUAACAGCAGACACAAUAUAAACCAUUCAGUAAUGACCUACUUUGAAGUGAAGUCUCACAGAAUUCAUUAUUAUUAUUUCCUAGCUUUUUGCCAAUUUUGAUAUGUUAGGGAUAUUUGAUCUCUCCUCUCUUUUUGCUCUCUCUUUUUUUUUU
Cebus imitator (Panamanian white-faced capuchin) is the source of this 3091-nucleotide messenger RNA. It is a transcript of the gene CWC27, whose product is annotated as CWC27 spliceosome associated cyclophilin. The transcript has 10 exons. Lineage: Eukaryota; Metazoa; Chordata; Mammalia; Primates; Cebidae. Gene Ontology annotation, molecular function: peptidyl-prolyl cis-trans isomerase activity. Gene Ontology annotation, biological process: protein peptidyl-prolyl isomerization; protein folding. The record is from RefSeq and is a predicted model, not a curated record. Bases 334 to 1149 code for a protein of 271 amino acids. Gene Ontology annotation, cellular component: catalytic step 2 spliceosome.